Molecule: messenger RNA, 6408 nt
Organism: Aspergillus ochraceoroseus IBT 24754
Lineage: Eukaryota; Fungi; Ascomycota; Eurotiomycetes; Eurotiales; Aspergillaceae
Product: C50 family peptidase
Exons: 2
Coding region: 73-6408 (2111 amino acids)
Biological process (GO): meiotic chromosome separation; proteolysis
Cellular component (GO): nucleus; cytoplasm; mitotic spindle
Molecular function (GO): protein binding; cysteine-type endopeptidase activity
Source: RefSeq, a predicted model, not a curated record
UUCCAAUCGGCAAGAAAGGAAUGAAUCAAUGAAUCAAUGAAUGGUGUCCCACUAACUAUCUAGCAUCCAUCCAUGGCUGUCACAUCUCUUCUGCCCGAUUCCUCCGUGGAAUUGGUCAAGCACACCGUGCGCUCGACAUCGACCUGCUCCAAUGCCACAGUGUUGUCCCUCCAAACACUCUUCCGCGGCUCACCUCACCCGCCAACGACCGAGAUCGAGAGCGCAACGGUAAAGCGGGCGGGACGCACUACGAAACCCACGGCAACGGCCGCAACGAAAACGAGUCGAACAAAGCCAACGACGUCGCGGGCGACGAAGACGAAAACAUCCGUGCAGGAAGCGGCACUCACAACCCUCGCGGAGAAGGAUGCGGCGCGGCUAUCGAACCAGGAGAAACUGGUUCUCGCUACAGAGGUAUUCAAUACAACCUUGAAGACCCUUUCGGAUGCCUUGAAGGUAGUAGCGACCGCCAAGCACCCCCGGGUUUCGGGGACCAGCACGCCUGUGCAAUCCACUCCGCUGAAACGAACCGCGAAAUCGAAAACAUCACCUGGGACAGACAAAGGAGGAGCCCUGGAGCCCGAGAGCGGGGUCUGCGCUGUAGCUGAAUGCGCGAGGAUGUCGCUUUCGUGCUUGAGGAUGCUCAACCCCGACCAGGCGAGUGGGUCCGACGGGUUCCCGAAUAUCCAGCUCGAACAGGGUGCGUGUGUGCUGGCGGGCCGGUUACUCUCCCUGGGCUUGAAGGACAUGGCCUAUAAGGAACUGAGAAGUCUCAAGCGGAGGAUGCAGCAAUUUCUUGACGCGCAAGGCACGGGUCGGAGAAGGGCGGUGGAUAAGAAAGGCGCUUGGAACGACGAGGAAGAACAACCGCUGAAGGAACGAAUGUCCGAUCUUUUGUCUUUCUCGAAUAUUUCCAAAGCUCGUGCUGUGUAUGGUCUGCUGGUUUCUUUUCAGUCUCAUGCGCUGCGACUUAUCGCGUCGGAGAACCGACCCGCCACUGUGCAGAAGGUCGUUUCCUCGCUGCAGAUGACCGACUCGAGCAGCCCGGCGAUUGUUAUAAUGAGCGCGAUCGAAUCAGGAGCCCUGCCCAAAGAUAAGGGAGCGCUUCAGCUUCAGUCACUGUCCAGCCUUGUGCUGUCGCUGUCUUCCGCUACGCAGCCCAGCGGCGGUGUCGCCAAAGAUCGCUUGAAGCCAAUUACGGCAGUGACCCUCCAGCUUCUGGCACUCGAGAUCCGCUGUUUGUCCUGGAAAGUAUCGGGUCAUAUCUGUGAGGACAGCAGAGAAAUGUGGGAUCCGCUAGCCCGCUAUCUUGGGGCUUUCGUCCAUGCAAGCAAGGGAAUAGAAAAGGCAGAGUUUGCGGCCUUAUACAAGACUAUUGUUCGGCUCCAAUCGGCUGUUGCAAAGUCACAGAAUCAGCCACCGGUCAACCCCAAGGACAAUGUGUCAGUUGCUAGGAUUGCGACUAUUCUGGGACAGCUGGCCCAAGACGCAGGCUGCUUUGAAGAGGCUCUGCAACUUUUCACAGAAUCCCUCCACCCUCUCUCAAGCGGACAAUGUCUUGGACUAGCCACCGUUCGGUGUAAAAUCGCAUCACUUCAGUUUCAGGCCCUUAGGGCUUCGCUUAAACUUCCCUCUACUGACCUGGCGGUUGCUGUCUCAGAGGCCACCACUGCAUUGAGUCUACCGUUGAAAGGAAGCCCUGCGGACCUGGACGAGCUGCUAGUAGAGGCAGCCAAGCUCAAAAAGCUCGCGAUGGGCUGGUUUGGAGAAGUGAUAGCCAAAGAAAAGCAACACGAAAAAAAUCAAAACGAAACUUUGCCUCGAGUCUACGGAUACCUAACCGGAUUUGUGCGCUUUCUACGCCGGUAUAUCGGACGACGACCGGAUGAAGAGGCAAAAGAUCAACAGUCGUUCUUCCAGCGCAUUACUGCAUCCCAAAGCAUUGUCUUCGCCGCUGUAGACUCUGCCGUCGCGGUGGGAAAGCUGUCUGUUAUGUCUCAGAGGCCGCCCUGGGAUGACAUUGUUCCAACAUUGAUCGAUUGCCAGCGCGUUCUUACUACGAUUGAUUCCUCAUGUGACGAACUCGAGUCUUCAAUCGCCGAAACCAUUGAUCUAGCCCUGGUCAAGCUGUCGAACUUGUUCUGGUCGCGCUACAUCAAGGAAAAGGAGAGUGGGAAAGGCGGCCGUGAUCUUUUACCCUUGCUGAAACAAUCCGCCACCCUACUGUCUGGUUGUUCACCAUCCCAGCGGCUAACGGGGUUUUCUCCAUUGAAAUUCGAAAGGCUUGCUCAUACGUACCUGGAAGGCAACUUGACUUCUGAUGCAGAAAACGCGUUCCGUCAAUCGAUUGGGGAACAUAUCGUGACCGGUGCACUUGACAAGCUCGUAUCGAAUCCUGUUGGAUGUUUUCCUCAUCGAGUCAGCCAGGAUCCCAAGACUAGUGGAUUCCUUCUUGGCCGGGUUCUUUCUGGCUUUUUGAAAGUCAAAUUACGAAACAAGAAAUCGAAAGCCCAAGAUCUCUUCGACGACGACACGCUUCCACCGGCCCAAAGAGGCCAUGUUCUGGAGUGGCAGAUGGGUAUACUAACUGAGCAACAUCCCAGCACAUACAGUGAUGACUCAUUUUUUGGGUCUGUUUUCAAUGAGCUCCUCUCAAAGCUUUUCGACGUGUACUCGACGCACGAUCACCCAAUUCGCCGGCUCCGUGUGGUUCUCUGCGGGCUCCGUUUUGCUUUAGAACACCCCGGAUCUCUCGACGCUCCGCUCCUGCAAACCCUACUUGAAGGAGGUACCGAUCUUAUCGAGAACGACCCGGGAUAUGGCAACGAUGCGGAUAUUUCAUGCCUAGCCCACCAUCUCACAACUUCGGUCCGUUUAACACUAGGUCUUCAUCAGGGUAGUCUUGAGCCCGAUCAGCUGAAUCUGGUUAUUUCGUCCUGGACUUUGAUGGUGCGAGACUGUCCAGACUUGAAGUCAUUACUCUCACGAGUUGGCGAUGUGGAGUACCUCGUUCUCCAGAUGAAAGCUGUUGUCGACUACACCGAAAUCCACGGUCUUUGGAAAUUUCAACUUUCAGCCCUCGAAUUGGUGCUACGUGUCACUGAGUUACAAGGUUGCAGUGCAUUCUCUGAGGCGAUUAUGGUUCUUUCCCGUCUUGUGCUGCAGUAUUGUCGUCUAGGAUACUGCAGCAAAGCGCAUGCCCUUCUCAAUCGUGCAGAUGGAUAUCUCAGUCAUAACGAGGUGUCCUGCUUAGCGAAGCUUUCUUACGAACUAGCUCGUGUCGGAUUUUUCCUGGAGACAGGAGAAACUGAAAAGGCAGCUACCACUCUUUUAACGGCUCGAACACUUUACGAGAAGAACCAGACAGUACAGGACCUUAAUACCUGCUCUGUGUUGACCAAAAUCGCGUGGGAAAGACUCGUGGCCGACGCUGCCUUUAUGAACUCACAACUCUCAUUUGCUCAAGGCUCGAUCAAGGAUGCCCUCUUCUAUGCCAAGCUGUCGGUCAGGUUGAACUGCAGGAUUUGGGCCAAGGUGGAGAAACUCGCUCAGAGGAAACAAGAAAAGGCUAUCGCAGCAGGGGACAGUUCUGAGCUGGAGGUCGUGGUGGAGGGAAUGGCUAAGCUUGAGGUUUCGCAAGCGUCUACUUCCUCCACAUAUUCUCAAGGUGCCCCAUUCUGGCCUCAUAUUGGGUCUCACCACAGCUCAUUGUUAAAUCUGGCGAACCUCUCUGCACAUCAUGGUUUAUUCCAGGAUGCUAUAUAUUACGGGGAACAGGCAAUGAAGAUUAACAAGACACUUAAUGCUAAUGUCCGUUUGAUUUCUUCUCAGGCACAGCUGGGCUCUCACUGGAUUCUGGGGGGCCAUCUCCCCGAAGGGGAGGAGCUCCUCACGGCCGCGAAGGAAUUAUCUGGACAGCUAGAAAACAGCAUUGAGCUUGUCUCGCUGCAAAUGAGUCUUGCCGCUCUUCACAGGGCAGAGGGAGACUACGCUACCGAGUUACAGGCUCUUCGGAACGCCGAGAAGCUUAUUGAUGAGUGCAUUGGCUCUGAGACCGCCAGCAAGUCAUGUGCAGCUUCCUCUAUUCCCGAAUUAUCAGAAAAAAUGGACAAACUACGAAUACGGCCGAGCAGCAGAGCCAGCAGCAGAGCGAGCACCAGAAAUACCAGGCAAACAACGACAAAUAGAAGGACUCGCGCGGCGACCGUUUCCGCUCGAAGUGCGCCAACCCCGUCUCCCCCGAGCCCUGAGCCAGCAGAGACAGAGUCAAGCACUCUCCUGCAAAUAAGGAGUGACAUUCUACGACAUCAGGCUGCUUGUUUGCGCGCACAACGGGAGUUUGGGAAGGCAUUCGAUUUGUUAAAUGAUGCUCGGAAAUUCGCCGUCACUAGGGAUAGCAAGAUAUCACAACACAUCGGAGAAAGUGAGCAUCUUCUGGCUGACGCCAUUCGACACUUUGCAACACACGCAGUUUACUGUGUCCUUCCCGAAUCGACUAUCUCGCUGCCAUCGUUACAACCAUCUAGCAGCAGGGCUGCAAGCGAGGCCGGUACUUCGAGCAAAUCAUCGACCUCACGGAGAACUAGGGCACCUACGCGGGGAACACGCUCCAAAGCUCAGCAGUCAACCGAUGACUUCUCUAUCAUGCUCUCCAAGGCGGGGGAGUGUUUGAACAACAUUUUUCAAACCGCUACUAUCCUGGGAUCCACACUUGACAGUCACUCUGCCUCUCGUCUCAUGAGCCGGAUAUCUAUGCUGUCCCAUAUCACAGCCCCUCAGAAUCCAAUGCCGUGGUCCCAAUCACCGGCCAACAUGAAUGAAAUUGGCCGGAUUGGAGCUUUUGCACGAGAGCGUGCCGCUAUCGGGAUCGACAAGCACUUGGCCGAAUAUUGCGACCCGCUACUCUGGCCUAGCCCGGAUAUUGCGACAGAUUGCAGCGAGGACCUGUGCCCUGAUUUCGCCGACGAGUACGUCAAUAUACUUCCAGAUACCUGGAACGUUCUUUCUCUGUCCUUGAGCGCCGAUCAGACGGAAUUCGUAGUAUCUCGACUGCACCGGGGCCGCUCUCCCUUCUUGCUCCGUCUUCCGCUCAAACGAGGGAACUCUGAGGAUGACGAGGAGGAGCAAUUUACCUUUGAGGAUGGAAGGGACGAGAUGCAGGAGAUUAUUCGGCUGGCGAACGAAAGCGCCCAUGCGGCGAAACACCAGGUGGACCGGCAAGCGAAGAAAGAAUGGUGGAAGAACCGGGGGGCUCUGGACCGUCGAUUGGAGAAUCUUCUCCAGAACAUCGAGAAUGUUUGGUUUGGAGGGUUUAGGGGAAUCUUCUCACCGAUUCCACACGACACCAAGGCUUUGGCGCGGUUUGCAAGCUCAUUUCAGACUAUUCUCGAUAACCAUCUUCCCUCACGACAAAAGGGCAGUCGGGCAGAGGGUCCCCGGUUAACGCUGCACCCGAAUGUGCUGGAACUGUUUAUUGGCGUUAAUGACUUGGGGGACCAGGAAGACCCAGAGGAUACGUUGAUGGAUCUUCUUUAUUUUGUCGUGGAUAUUUUGCAGUUCCAGGGCGAACGCAACGCAUACGAUGAGAUUGAGUUUGACAUGAUGGUGGUUGAAACGCUGGAUGCGGUCAAGGCUUAUCAUGAGACCACCAAGAAUGCGAGCGGACAAGGAAAGCCCAACAACACUGUCCUCGUCCUGGAUAAAUCCCUGCAUCUGUUUCCCUGGGAAUCACUCCCCUGCCUGCAGGGGCUACCUGUGUGUCGUGUGCCAUCUCUGGAGUGUCUUCGGGACCGAAUUCUACGAUUCCGCCACGAACGCGCAAAUCCCGCGGGGAUCAGCUUCGGCAUUGACCGACACAAUGGCACCUACGUCCUCAAUCCCACGGGAGAUUUGCAGGCAACCCAGGGAACCUUUGAGAAAGAUCUAUGCGCCCUGGAGGGUUGGAACGGAAUUGUCAAUCGACAACCUAGUGAGGACGAAUUCAAGGACGGCCUAGAGUCCCAAAGCCUCUUUCUCUAUUUCGGACAUGGUAGCGGCGCACAAUACAUCCGAGGCCGCACCGUCAAGCGGCUAGACCAGUGUGCGGUCACCUUCCUCAUGGGCUGUAGCAGUGGCACCCUGACCGAAGCUGGCGAGUACGAACCGUACGGAACCCCGAUGAACUAUCUCCAGGCGGGGGCCCCAGCGCUGGUGGCUACAUUGUGGGACGUGACCGAUAAAGAUAUCGAUCGGUUUGCCAAAGCCACCUUUGAGCAUUGGGGUCUGUUGGCCAGCAAGGAAGAAAGUGGUGAAGAUACCAAAGUGGCUCUCGACGCAGCCGUUGCUCAGUCGCGCCAGGCGUGUGUGUUGAAGUACUUGAACGGCGCUGCGCCCGCUGUCUAUGGCGUUCCUGGUGUAUUUUUGGAGUAA